Molecule: messenger RNA, 507 nt
Organism: Paramuricea clavata
Lineage: Eukaryota; Metazoa; Cnidaria; Anthozoa; Malacalcyonacea; Plexauridae
Source: the annotation of a GenBank genome assembly
AUGAAGAAGAAUAAUACGAACAAGCUAAUGAACGAAGCCCGUCGCCAAUUUUACAAGAACUUCAUCGAGACAAAUAACUCUAAUCAACAUAAGUUAUUCGCAGCCGCGAAGAAAUUACUUAAUCAUGGUGACAAGAGAGUUGCGUUUCCUCCUUCUGUUGAUAUACUUGAAUUUGCUAACCAAAUGGGUACUUAUUUCGUUGAAAAAAUCCAUAAUAUUCACACUAAUCUUGAAAAUAUUGGGCACGAUUUACCCGAGUUUGAAGUUUAUAACACAUCUGAAACAACUGCUCAUCUAAGUAACUUUAACACACUCACCGAAGAAGAUGUUCGAACGCUUAUCAAAGAGUGCGGAAAAAAGAACUCUGCUGUCGACCCCAUGCCAACGUCACUGGUGAUCGACCUAAUCGAUGUGUUAUUACCGACUAUCACCAAGAUAAUUCAUCUGUCAUUGGACUCAGGGACGUUUGCUGACGUCUGGAAAUGCGCUCUUGAAACCCGCUCUUGA